Lacerta agilis (Sand lizard) is the source of this 3744-nucleotide messenger RNA. It is a transcript of the gene NCKAP5L, whose product is annotated as NCK associated protein 5 like. Gene Ontology annotation, cellular component: microtubule plus-end. The transcript is spliced from 13 exons. Bases 195 to 3677 code for a protein of 1160 amino acids. Gene Ontology annotation, biological process: microtubule bundle formation; microtubule depolymerization. Lineage: Eukaryota; Metazoa; Chordata; Lepidosauria; Squamata; Lacertidae. The record is from RefSeq and is a predicted model, not a curated record.
GUCCGCUAUUGACGCCGGGGUAGGAGUGACUAAGGAAGGCCUGGAGAUCCAGUCAUCCACAGCAUCUACCUCUGGGUCCUUUGAGAAAGGAUUUGCUGGCGCUCCUCUGUCUGUGGCAAGGAGCAUGAUUAUUGGCACUUCAGCAGUCUGCUGCCCCCGGGGAGAGAGGUCUCUGCCCUUUCUGUCCAAAGGAAAUGAUGUCUGAAGCCAAGCUACAGGGAGAGAUGAAGCCAGAAGGAGGCAGCAGUGAGACCAUGACAACCCAGGAGCUGCUUCAGAGACUCCGGGAACUGGAGGCAGAGAAUUCGGCUCUGGCACAAGCCAAUGAGAACCAGCGAGAGACGUAUGAACGCUGCCUUGAUGAGGUAGCAAAUCAUGUUGUGCAGGCGCUGUUGAACCAAAAGGACCUUCGUGAAGAAUGCAUCAAGCUGAAAAAGCGAGUCUUUGACCUUGAGCGACAAAACCAGGCCCUGAGUGAUCUCUUCCACCAGAAGCUGACCUCUGUCUCUCUCUCCCAGCUCCCAGCCCAUCCUGCUUCCUUGCUCUCGGAUCCAUCGUCCGCUUCCCAGCCAGGCACAGUGGAGAAGCUCCCAGCUUCGUUGCCCUUGGGACACUGCAUCUUGCAGAGAGAGGUCAUCUCUGAGGAGCAGUGUGCUGGCACUCCAGGGCCCAACCCCCAGUCCUUGGAAGCCCUGUCCCCGUUCCUGCGCAAGAAGGCCCAGAUCCUGGAGGUGCUUCGCUCGCUGGAGGAGAUGGACCCCCUGCUCGCCUUCCCAUCCCCUUGGAGAGAGCCUGGGCAGGUGGGCUCUCCAGAAGGGGUGACUGCCGAAGCCUGGCCCUGCCUGCUGCUGGCGCAGGGGGAAGGUGUCCCUGGGCAGCCUCCUCCGAAAGGAGAGGGCAGCUCCUCUUCCUCAUCGGACGAGGCCGGCGAAGGUGACCCCCCAGAGAAAGGACACCCCGGGCAGGUGCUGCUGAGCGCUCUGGCCGAGCACAAGCUGGACUUGGGCGACAUGGAGACUUACCUGCACCAUGUCCUGAGGGAGGCAGGAGACAGCGCUCUGCUCAAUGGCGAGCCCAAUGGGCCUGGCUUAGUGGGAGCCCCAGAGGGGCAGCUGGGCAGCUACAAGCACAUCCAGGCGGUCAGUUGCCUGGAGGCCUUGGGGCCGCCCUCUGCUUGCAUGGAGCCGACUUACCUUGGGGUCUUAGCACCAAGCGAGGGCAAGGACAAGUCCCGCCCAGGUCCGCCCAUCCCCUCCCCCUCCAAGGUGCUCAAGCUGCUCAAGAUGCCACCCCCUCCCAGCCCCGCCGCCCUCCGCCUCAGCCCCCAGCUGACCCGCAGCUCCAAAAUCCCUUGUCGCAGCAACACCUACGAGGUGUACCACUCCCCGACGCCCAGCCGCAAGGCCUCCCCUGACAGCCCCUUCCCCAGCGACUCUAGCGUUGCUGGGGGACACCCUUCUCCCAAGGCUGCCCGGCACCUCGUUCCGGUGCCCCCCAAAGUCACCCCAACCUCUCCUGAUCCGUUUGGCUACCCCAAGCCCCACGAGUACGAGAAUGUCUUGGAGCUGUCCCUCAGCAGCGCCAUCAGCCCUCAUGCCCCCUCGCCCCGAGACGCCAAGCCGGAUGUCCCCGACGCACUCCCGCCCGCGUGCCGUUCGGCACCUCUCCGUGCCGUGCCGCCCGGCGACAUCUCGCUCGAGCCCUGCCCCAUUGCCGGGGGCCGGGAAAAGCCGGGCCCUGAGAGCAGGCACUCUCCGCCACUCCCUCGCCGAGCCUCCGAAGGCUCCAAGAAGGUGGCAAACGGGCCGGGCAAGCGGGCGCCCGAGGCAGCCAACAUGCCCUUCAAAGAACGGCUUACUGUGCUCGGGAGGCUGAAGGGAGCGGAGGGCAAGGAUUCGGCAGGCUUUGAGAAAGGGAGGGCCCCGGCCCGGCUCUGCGAACGCACCGAAGGCUUUGCCGAGGCUCACCCCAGGCUGGGCACCGGAAGCAGCAGCCUCAAGCACCACGAGCCUUGCCAUGGCGGCGAACCCGCCCCUCGGUGCUACUCUUCCCACUCCGUCGGCUCCCGGGGCAGUGACCCCGAACACCACGUCUCCAAGAGCCGCUUGUUGGGAAUUCCAGGCGCAAGGAACACUCCCAAGCCCCCUCCGCCAGGGAAGAACACAAAGAGUCCUCAUGGGAGCCCAACAAAGUUGCCGUCCAAAUCCCCAACCAAGGCCUCCGCCCCGGAGCCCAAGCCGUGCCAGGCAUCAGCCAAGACGCCCGCCAGCGCCGGGCGCAAGAACCCGCCUUGCCUGGACUCGGUCAAGGGCGGCAAAGCUGGGCCCCCAGCCAGCAUUGAGGAGAAGGUGAUGAAAGGUAUCGAGGAGAACGUUUUGCGCAGGCACAAAGGAGGGGCGGCGGCGGGUGAGGCGAAGCAGAAGAACUCUAGCGGCCUCGCCAGCUGGUUUGGCCUGCGCAAGAGCAAGCUCCCUGCCCUCAGCCGCAGGCCCGAGGCCCCCAAAGUCAAGGAGGGCAAGAUGGUCUCUCGUAGGCUGGAGGCUGAGAGCCUGAACAUUUCCAAACUCAUGGAGAAGGCGGAGGACCUGCGCAAAGCCCUGGAGGAAGAGAAGGCCUACAUCAAUGGGUUGGCCUUGGACAAGCCGCGGCCCCACGCCUGCGACACCGGCCACAGUCAGCUGACGCUGAUGUAUCAGGAGGUGACCGCGGAAAACUUCAUGCAGCAGCUUCUCAAUAGGGUGGAUGGCAAAGAGGCACCAUUUGAGACUCACCUGGAGCAGAAGAACGAGCUGCAGGGCCUGCAGAGAGGCCUGCAUGAUGCCAAAGAUGCCCGCCUCAUCCGGCCUCCACGCAAUGGCAUUGUUGGCCACCUCCAUGCCUGCCAGGAAGCCCCUGCCAAGCUUCGUGAUGCAACUUUGCAAGAGGAGAUCCCGUCCGAUGACAGCCUGGCUGAGUCCAUGAGCUCCCAGCACUUUGCAGUGUGCAGCUCCCUGACUCGGACCCUGGACAGCGGCAUUGGCACCUUCCCGCCGCCGGACUACUGCAUCGGGAUGCCCUGCAAGAGCGUGCCUAAACCGAGGCCCCGACUCGACCCUCCGUCAGCCGGCCCUUUCCCAGCUAGGGGUCCUCCGCCUGUCACCCGGGUGCCCCGCAAGGCCCGGACGCUGGAGAGGGAGGUGCCCAGCGCAGAGGACCUGCUGGGCUCUAGCAAGCACCAAAGCAUGCCAGCUUUCCACGGCGUCUUAGCCAGUGCCGAGCCACCCUCCAGGCACCGGGAUCACAGGGAUCGCUGCCCAGGAGACCUCUGCAAUGAACCCAGCAAGUCACGGCAUGCCCAGCAGAGCAAGAACUGGACUUUCCCCAAUGCCAAAGCAUCCGCCGGCACCGACCCCUUCCUCUGCUCCCCUCACGGCCUGGAGGGCCUUCAUGGUUCUGCAAUGGGCUCUGCUUGCAGCGUUGUCGAAAGGAGACGGGCCUCGUCGGAUGGGCCUCAGGCCUCGCCGGCCUUCAGCACCAGCAGCAGCCGCACCCCCAGCGCAUCCGACGUGGGCGAGGAGGGCAGCACGGAGGCCCGUUCCAGGGAUAUGGGCCCAGAAGGGCAGCCGGGCCUGGAGAACUCCGAGUCCCUGAGCGACUCUCUUUACGACAGCUUGUCCUCGUGCGGCAGCCAGGGUUGAGCGUGGCAGGAGGGGCGGAACGGGGCACAGGUUUCUCGACGUGGCACCGCCACGUGCUGCCGUCGCU